Molecule: messenger RNA, 1560 nt
Organism: Symbiodinium natans
Lineage: Eukaryota; Dinophyceae; Suessiales; Symbiodiniaceae
Source: the annotation of a GenBank genome assembly
AUGACGAUGGGUGGCAGCGAUAGCUACCGUGCAGCGAGGGACAGAGGCAACCAGUUUGUGAAGCUCGGCCAGGAUCAGGAUGCUUUGGAGGCCUACGCGGAAGCUCUACAGCUUGCUGAGACUGAGGAGCUGUGCGUGCCGCUCUUGGCCAAUCGGGCCCUGGUGACGCUGCGGCUGGGCCGAUAUGCGGAAACAUUGGCCGACUGCGACCGGGUUCUGGCUGCGAAGCCAGAACAUGCCAAAGCCUUGUUUAGGCGUGGUCAAGCUUUGACCGGGCUGGGGCGACACGUCGACGCUGCCAAGUGCCUAGAAGCCGUCAAGGUCUUGGAGCCACAGAGCGAGGAGGUUGCCGCGGCCCUGCGGCGGGCCCAAGGGGCGGCAGCGCAGGCGCGCGGAAAGUUCGACUUUCGGCCGAUGCUCGCAGAGGCUUGUCUUCAAGAGACUCUACGACUGGAGCACAGCCGGCCCCUGAGCGAGUUCUGCAACGACGAUGCCAUGGAGCUGGUGGAGUGCAGCCAUGGCCUGGGUUGGAGGGCCAAGCGCGACAUUGCUGAAGGGGAGCUGUUGGUCGUCGGCAAGCCGCUGAUCUUCGCUGCCUACACAGAAUUGCGCCAGGGCAACCAUCAGAUCCUCGUUGACAAGGUUCUGGCAGCAAGUGGCUUUGAGCACGAAUGUCUCUCCAAACUCUGCGGGUUGCGCGACGCGCCUCCGCCGAAUGCGGGGAUCAUCAACGAGGAGACAGCGAGGGAGCUGCUGCGCAGAAACUGUGUGGUUUGCCACACCGGGAUUGGAGUUUGGCAUGAAGCAUCUUUUUUGAACCAUGCCGAUGCUCCAAAUGCAACUCGCUACUUCAUCGCUGAUUGGGUCCUGCUCCGUGCUAAGAAGGACAUUCCUGGAAACACAGAGGUAACCAUCUCCUACAUUGACGCCUGUGCCGACUACUUCCUUCAAGCAUCCUGGCUUGAGAGCCUAGCCGUCUCAGAUGUGGCUUUGAAAGAGCGCGCCCGACGCUGGCAAGAGACCACUGACCCCGAGCUGUUUGCUGUUCAGCGCAGCCUGUCCAGCAGCGACUUCGAGCGACCUAGCAGCGCAGGUGGGCCCUUGCAAGAGAAGCAGCGUUACCUGCGACAAUUCCAAGCGGAAGCCGGCUCAAUCUGGUGCUGGGGCCAGCUUGUACAGUGGCUUCGAGGCGUGAAGAUCGCAGCGCAGAACGCUGGAGAGAGAGUGUCGGCUCUGGGGGCGUCUUUGGCUGCUGCGGAGCUCCUUUCCCGGCACUUGGUCCACGACAUGCAAGUCUUGGAGGCGUGGGCAGAUUGCGCGGCCAUGCUGAUGGAUUUGCCUGAGAGCAUCUCAUCGACCCCGGAGUUUGCCCAGGUCAUGGGCCUGUGCAUCGACGAAAUGCAGGACAACAUCGAGUUCUUCUUUGGACGGAAGAGCGUGGAAGAUGUCGACUUUUCGACCUUGGUCCUUGAGUGGGCAACUUUGAGGUGGUUUCACCAGGCAAGGGCGGCUGCAGCCCAAGCCGUGGACCAGGGCCCAGUGCUAGGUGAGCUAGACUAG